CUCGUGAACUUAUCCUUUUAACCUCACACCUUACACUCUUCUCUUCUCAUCAACCAAAUCUCCUUUUCCAUGGCGUUGAGCUCAGCUUCAUCUUCGCUAAGUAAUCUAAGCUACAUUUCUUUCCAAUACAAAAACCCUAGAUUCUCUACUACCUUUUCCUCUGUUGAUUCGUCAAAAUGUACUCUCCGCAUUACUGCUGAUUCUGCUCCUAAAGCUCGAUUUAUUUCCCGGCGUAAAGAGUCAUUAUCUGUUAAGCAGCUUCAACGUCCGCUAAUGGAGUAUAUGAGCUUGCCAGCGAGCCAGUACUCGGUGUUGGAUGCAGAGAGGAUUGAACGAGUGGAUGAUAGUACGUUCAGGUGUUACGUGUAUAGGUUCAAGUUCUUUGCAUUUGAAGUAUGUCCUGUUUUGUUGGUAAGAGUUGAGGAGCAGCCUGAUGGAAGUUGUAUCAAGUUGUUGUCUUGCAAGCUUGAGGGAUCUCCUAUUGUGGUCGCUCAAAAUGAUAAAUUUGAUGCUUCUAUGGUGAACAAAAUAUCUUAUGAUAGCAAGCGAAGAGACUCACCUUUGCAGCAGCUCACUUCAGAUGCUGUUAUUGAGGUUAACAUUGAAAUUCCCUUUGCAUUUCGAGCAAUUCCAGUGCAGGCAAUCGAGUCAACUGGUUCUCAGGUCCUAGAUCAGAUACUAAGGAUCAUGCUCCCUCGGUUUAUGUCACAGCUAGUGAAGGACUAUCAAGCUUGGGCUUCAGGUGAUACUUCGAGGCAGCCUCUAGGAACUGGUCAGAUUUGAGACAGCAAAAGUCAUGAUCCUAUGCAAGUCUAAAUUGCAUGAGAGCAGGAAGUUCUUUGGUGGAAACAAAUAUUUUCCGCCAGUUUCUCCAUAUCAAGCUGAUAAUUUGAUUUUCUCAACUUAUGCUCGGUUAGUGGUUAAAUUGCAGCUCACUCCAGGCAAGUGUUCCUGCCAAGCACCAACCAUAAAUGUGUAGAAAAAUAUGGAUGGAUAAUCUGUAUGUAUUGAAUUUUGUUGCCAGAUGACAUGUUUAAGCCCUGCACAAACUAUUUUCUUCAUAUAUUUGGUGUAAAGACAGUCUGGCUGCCGUUGAUGUAGGAGUUAUUUCAGUCAAACUCUUUGGAUGUCUUCUCCUUUUAUUUUAUAGAUCUUUAAAACUUCCAUCUUUUAUGCAAGUUUUUUUAGUUUUGGAAUA
Solanum dulcamara is the source of this 1198-nucleotide messenger RNA. RefSeq lists its product as uncharacterized. The record is from RefSeq and is a predicted model, not a curated record. Bases 70 to 783 code for a protein of 237 amino acids. NCBI's taxonomy places the organism in Eukaryota, Viridiplantae, Streptophyta, Magnoliopsida, Solanales, Solanaceae. The transcript is spliced from 6 exons.